CCGAGGGCCCAGGCGCUUAGAUUUGCAGCCUUGUAGUCCGGGUCGUGGGCAUGGUGGAUCCCCAGGCCUGCACUCCCUGUGACGCGUGUGACAUGCAGGGCUCUGUAGGUGGGCGCCCCUUCCUGGUGCUUUGGGACCUGUGUGAGGGCACGUGUUUGCGUUGCUGCGGGGGCAAGUCUCCGCUCUUUGCAAGUGAGAGGUAAGAGUCUCUUAGGGACCGCACGCAGGGCACACCCAGGGCACACCGCACUGGACCCCCGCCUGUGAAUCAUCACAUCCCGUAGAGGAUGGAGGAACUCUCUAUCUCUCAAAACAACUAAGACCUGGACACUUCAACACUCUGUCAAGUUGAACCCGUGGGAAGAUGGUUUGAAGCUUUUGUAAAGAGGAGAAACAGGAAUGCUUCCACCUCUUUUCAGGAACUGGAGGAUAAGAAAGAGUUAUCAGAGGAAUCAGAAGAUGAAGAAUUGCAGUUGGAAGAGUUUCCCAUGCUGAAAACACUUGAUCCCAAAGACUGGAAGAAUCAGGAUCAUUAUGCAGUACUUGGACUUGGCCACGUAAGGUACAAAGCUACACAGAGACAAAUCAAAGCUGCUCAUAAAGCUAUGGUUCUAAAACAUCACCCAGACAAACGGAAAGCAGCUGGUGAACCAAUAAAAGAAGGCGAUAAUGACUAUUUCACUUGCAUAACAAAAGCUUAUGAAAUGUUAUCAGAUCCAGUGAAAAGACGAGCAUUCAACAGUGUAGAUCCUACUUUUGAUAACUCAGUUCCAUCUAAAAGUGAAGCAAAGGACAAUUUCUUUGAAGUGUUUUCCCCAGUGUUUGAAAGAAAUUCCCGAUGGUCAAAUAAAAAAAAUGUUCCUAAACUUGGUGAUAUGAAUUCAUCAUUUGAAGAUGUAGAUGCAUUUUAUUCUUUCUGGUAUAAUUUUGAUUCUUGGAGAGAAUUUUCUUAUUUAGAUGAAGAAGAAAAAGAAAAAGCAGAAUGUCGUGAUGAGAGGAGAUGGAUUGAAAAGCAGAACAGAGCAACAAGGGCACAAAGAAAGAAAGAAGAAAUGAACAGAAUAAGAACAUUAGUUGAUAAUGCAUAUAGCUGUGAUCCAAGGAUAAAGAAAUUUAAAGAAGAAGAAAAAGCCAAGAAAGAAGCAGAAAAGAAAGCAAAAGCCGAAGCUAAACGGAAGGAGCAGGAAGCAAAAGAAAAACAAAGACAGGCUGAACUAGAAGCUGCUCGAUUAGCUAAAGAGAAAGAAGACGAGGAAGUCAGACAACAGGCAUUAUUGGCAAAAAAGGAAAAAGAUAUUCAGAAAAAGGCUAUAAAAAAGGAAAGACAAAAACUUCGAAACUCAUGCAAGACCUGGAAUCACUUUUCUGACAAUGAAGCUGAGCGGGUUAAAAUGAUGGAAGAAGUGGAAAAACUAUGUGAUCGGCUUGAGUUAGCAAGUUUACAGUGCUUGAAUGAAACACUUACAUCCUGUACAAAAGAAGUAGGAAAGGCUGCUCUGGAGAAACAGAUAGAAGAAAUAAAUGAGCAAAUUAGGAAAGAGAAGGAGGAAGCUGAGGCUCGUAUGCGUCAAGCAUCUAAGAAUGCAGAGAAAUCAACUGGUGGAGGUGGAAUUGGCAGUAAAAACUGGUCAGAGGAUGAUCUGCAAUUACUAAUUAAAGCUGUGAACCUCUUCCCUGCUGGAACAAAUUCAAGAUGGGAAGUUAUUGCGAAUUACAUGAACAUUCAUUCUUCUUCUGGAGUCAAAAGAACGGCCAAAGAUGUUAUUGGCAAAGCAAAGAGUCUUCAAAAACUUGACCCUCACCAAAAAGAUGACAUAAACAAAAAGGCAUUUGAUAAAUUUAAGAAAGAACAUGGGGUGGUGCCUCAGGCAGACAAUGCAACACCUUCGGAGAGAUUUGAAGGUCCUUGCACAGAUUUCACCCCUUGGACAACAGAAGAACAGAAGCUUCUGGAACAAGCUUUGAAAACGUACCCAGUAAAUACUCCUGAAAGAUGGGAAAAAAUAGCAGAAGCAGUGCCUGGCAGGACAAAGAAGGACUGCAUGAAACGAUACAAGGAACUUGUCGAGAUGGUGAAAGCAAAGAAAGCUGCUCAAGAGCAAGUGCUGAAUGCAAGUAGAGCCAAGAAAUGACUAUGACAAUCUUUGUUGUGUGUGCAUUUUUAUAAUAAAACUGAAAACACCAUACAA
Molecule: messenger RNA, 2189 nt
Organism: Sorex araneus (European shrew)
Lineage: Eukaryota; Metazoa; Chordata; Mammalia; Eulipotyphla; Soricidae
Gene: DNAJC2
Product: DnaJ heat shock protein family (Hsp40) member C2
Exons: 17
Coding region: 489-2132 (547 amino acids)
Biological process (GO): 'de novo' cotranslational protein folding; regulation of translational fidelity
Cellular component (GO): cytosol
Molecular function (GO): Hsp70 protein binding; ribosome binding
Source: RefSeq, a predicted model, not a curated record